CCCGUGUACGUCCCAGCCCCCGAGGCUUGUGCCCGCGCCUGCUGCUCGGGGGCAAAAAUCUCAGGAGACAAGAAUUGCAAUCUGAUGAUUUUUGAUGCUCGAAGGACAAGCGCACAUCCAAACUGCUACCUGUUUUACUGCCCUAGCACAGAGGCUUGCCCGAUGAAACCUGCGACAGGACUUGUGAGCUACAAGAUAACUAGAGAUACCCAUGCCCCAGAGGAUACAUCCUUCAGAAGUGAGGACUUUUCUUCAAAUGAGUAUUCAUUGUCUUCGGAUGCUGGAGCCUUUAUUUCUCGCAGCCAGACUAGCCAUCAGAAUCAUACUGCUGCUUUGCAACAAACUGUCUUUCAUCACGCACCUGAACUCCCAGACCGCAUGAGCAAACAUUUAGACAACACUGAAUUUCAUACAUUUUUUCCUGAAUAUCAAAGGGCAAAACAUCCUGAGACCUUAGAUCCCAUCCCAAAGCAGAAAGUAAUUGACCUGCCACAAAAUAUGUCUUCUGCUGAUCAAAAUGGAAGACCCUCUGUUUUGUUCCCCAACACUCAGUCUAAUGGUCCUGACCUCAGCAGUACUACUCUGACUCCUCUGCCUACAAGUACCACCCGACUGGAGUAUCGUACAACCCCUCUGCACCCUGGUGGUGCUAACCCUACUACUGUCACCACCACCACCACCACCAGAGCUACCUUUCCACCUACUGUGACUGCCAGAGCUAAACCUGGUAUCCCUGCCAUGAGCACUGCUGUUACUCAGGUUCCUCUUUCUAGUCCCACAACUUCUGCUUGUGCUUCUACAACCAAGCAGGUGACCGCAACUUCAAGAUCUGCUGCUACCUCAUCAGGGCGAAGAACUCCAGCCAUCCCUCCUGAGCCAACAGUUGUCUCUUCCAACAUUACUAGCCAUGUAACCCUCUUCUCUUUUUCAGGUUUCACUCUGUUUGCUAGUGAUUCCCCCAUGUCUUCGCAAAACAAUGUUCAGGGUUAUGACCCAUCUGAUUUAGAAAGCUACCUGCCAGAGAGCCCUCUGAGAGGGAGGAGUGUCGUUCAGCUGGGAGAAAAAAGCAGCCUUGUAGCAGCAUUGCUCUUUGGGGUGAUAUUCUUGGUGCUAGUUAUUGCACUGACUGGGAAGAAAAUACAUGAAUCUUUUCAGAAGAGGCAUUAUACCAGGCUGGAUUACUUGAUCAAUGGAAUGUAUGCUGACGUAUGA
Nestor notabilis (Kea) is the source of this 1212-nucleotide messenger RNA. It is a transcript of the gene MANSC1, whose product is annotated as MANSC domain containing 1. Lineage: Eukaryota; Metazoa; Chordata; Aves; Psittaciformes; Psittacidae. The record is from RefSeq and is a predicted model, not a curated record. The annotation marks the transcript as partial. The transcript has 3 exons.